AUGAGCUACAGCGGGAGCGGCGGAGGGAAGCGCCUCCGCACGUCGCCGAGCGAGGCGGAGGGCAGCCCCAGGCGCCGCCGCGGGUCGCCGUCGGUCUACUCCCCGUCGCCGUCGCCCUACCGGUCGCCCUCGCCGCUGCCGUCCCCGUCGACGUACCGGUCGCUCUCGCACUCGCCGUCGCCCUGCCGCUCGUGGUCGCAGAGGCCGCCCAGCGACGACGACGAUGCCGACGAUCUGAGCCGCAGCCGCGGGUCGGACGACCUCGACCGGCACGGGCGGAGGCCUGCCUGGCGGCCGCACGCGAACAAGGAGCUGGGCGAGAAUGGGCGCACCGGCGAGUUCAGCGUCCGGAUCGACGACUACGACCGCCUCUUCACCUGCAAGGCCUGCCGCCGCAUGCUCUCGCCGCCGGUCUACCAGUGCCCCUUCGCCCACGUCACCUGCUCGAGGUGCCACGAGGAAGUCGGCGACAACCGGUGCAGCUGCUGCGGCAGCGGCAAUGGCUAUGGGCGCAACCGCGUCGUCGAGGAGUUCCUAGGCCGCAUCCGCUUCUCCUGCCGCAACAAAGUGCAUGCCUGUGAGGCCUUCCUUCCGCACCACGAGAUGCGCGAGCAUGAGCAGACCUGCCGCCACGAGCCUAUCUUCUGCCCUGUCCCCCAAUGCGGCUUCGCCAGCCGGGCUGUCGCACUCACGACCCACCUCACCCUCCGCCACCACUGGGACACGAUCAGGUUCCACUAUGACGAGAACUUCCGGGCCUCUGCCCUCACGUCGACCAUCUUUCAGAGCCGCGACGACGGCGAGCUCUUCUUCCUCGACUGCUUCAGCGAGGGCCGUGGCAUCGCUCUGUCCAUGAUCUGCAUCCGCCCUGAGAACGCCCGUGAGCAGGAGUUUGUGUAUGAGCUGAAGACGCCGGUAGGCAACGGCGACAGACGGCCCUGGCUGCAGAUGCAGUCUACAGCACGGAACACGUCGCUGCGUCACGGGCUGGGGGAGAAGGAGAAGGUCUUUCUGCUGGUUCCCAAGGACCUGCCGGGCACCGAGGAUGGCAACGUGGAGGUGUGCAUCCGUAAGCUUGGCCACCAGCGCGACUCUGUAUAG
This is a messenger RNA of Triticum turgidum subsp. durum (durum wheat), 1101 nucleotides long. NCBI's taxonomy places the organism in Eukaryota, Viridiplantae, Streptophyta, Magnoliopsida, Poales, Poaceae. The record is from the annotation of a GenBank genome assembly.